GAAAAACUGGAGCUUUGGAAGCCGUUGUGAUUAGUUAUAUAUAUAUUUAUACUUAUUACAAAGGUGAUAACAGCCAGCCAGUCAGUGGAUGGAGAUACCCUACAGGACCACUGAGUCCUCCACUUGGGGUCUGAGUGAAUUAUUUCGUGCACUGGGCUCAGAUCCUAUUGAGCCAGCUGAUAAGAGGCCCUUUCAAAGAUCAGGCCUGUUGAAGACCACACGGACAACAGAUGAGCUGCUGAUGCCGCCUGCUCUGAUAUCAAACCUCACAGCGCCCUCUGGUGGCCAUGCAUGACACUGCACUCGCACUGUGAUUCUCCUCCCGUCCAGAACUGUCUGAUCCGGGUGACGUCUCGCGGUCGCGAGGCCCUGGUCACGGACUUCGGCCUGGCCCGGGAGGUGGUGGAGCCGCCGGUUAAAGACCCCGGCAGGAAGCUGUCACUGGUGGGCUCGGCCUUCUGGAUGGCGCCAGAGAUGCUGCGAGGGGAGCCGUACGACCGCAAGUUCAUGACAACGCGGCCCGUCCCUUUGUUCCAGGUGGAUGUGUUCUCCUUGCAUCGUGCUCUGUGA
Molecule: messenger RNA, 570 nt
Organism: Pseudoliparis swirei
Lineage: Eukaryota; Metazoa; Chordata; Actinopteri; Perciformes; Liparidae
Product: dual specificity testis-specific protein kinase 2-like
Exons: 2
Coding region: 292-570 (92 amino acids)
Biological process (GO): actin cytoskeleton organization; protein phosphorylation
Cellular component (GO): nucleus; cytoplasm
Molecular function (GO): ATP binding; protein serine/threonine kinase activity
Source: RefSeq, a predicted model, not a curated record